Messenger RNA from Scophthalmus maximus (turbot), 1388 nucleotides. RefSeq lists its product as uncharacterized. The transcript is spliced from 5 exons. Lineage: Eukaryota; Metazoa; Chordata; Actinopteri; Pleuronectiformes; Scophthalmidae. The record is from RefSeq and is a predicted model, not a curated record. The coding region runs from base 310 to 726 and encodes 138 amino acids.
UUCCAAUGACAUCGCGAGUAACAACAAGGUUGAUUUCAUCCGGACUUGUGGCUUCUACAGGUUCAUUAGCAUCGUUUCACAAGCUCGUAGCUUGUGGCAACCCUGUCAUUUUACCUUGUUCAUGUCUUCGUGUCAGCUGCUGACUUGGCCUCCUCACUUGCAGCCACUCUGCGUCAGACCCACCAGACCUCAGGUCACUUCACGGGACCUUCCAUGGCACCGGCCGGGGGCCCUGCAGGGCGGCUGGCCAGGGGAACGCAGGUGUUCUGAGUGGUGGUGGAUGCCCUGACGUUUUGCAGUCUCCUCGCCAUGGCUGCGGCUCUGCCGGUGUGCUUCCACGGCGCCAUCAGCAAGAAGGAGUGCGAGGAGCUUCUGGGCCAGAAGAACAAGGAUGGAGCUUAUCUGAUCCGAGACAGCGAGACCAUUCGGGGGGCCUUGUGUCUGUGUGUCUAUAAAAAGAAGGUGGUGUAUACCUACAGACUUCUUCAGACAUGCACUGGACAGUACACUCUCCAGGGGAGCGAAGCGUUUUUUAAGACCUUGGACGAUCUGGUCCGAAACUAUAAGAGAAAGAACCAGGGCCUGGCCAUGCACCUGCGGCACUCGGUCAAACGGAAGUCGGCCUUGUUGAUCAGAUACCCAACACCACCGCAAAGACCACGUGCAGAAGAGGGCGACUAUGCGAACGCUUCGGACCCUGACUACGUUGAAGUUUACCCUGAAUAACUUUGACUUCAAAUACUUGAAGAAAGUGGAGGAACUAUCUGCACAAAGGACGCGAGAUGCACCGACUGAAUCGAACUCAGAAGAGUGAAGAAGAGAAAAACAAUUGGACAAUAAUGGAGACAUGAGAACAGAGAUCUUUGUCUGUCUGGUCUGUAGUUUGAUAGUUUUAAGUUUAGUGGCAAGUCCACCACUUCGGCCCAGACUGAAUUAACUCAACAACUAUUCAGUGGAUUGUUGUGAAAUGUGUUUCAGACAUUCAUGUUGACCGGAGGAUGAAUCAAUGUACACAUUUUCUUGGUGAUCAGCCGAUUUUCUCUCUACUUUUGCCAGAAAGUUGACAUUGGUAGUUUGGAACUGACAACUAUUGAAUGGAUUUCCAGGAACUCUGACACAUAGUUCUCCUCCUCCUCGUCAUGUAUGAAUGCCACAACAUAAGUGAAUAUUAACCUCUGCCGGUAUUUAUCUCUGUCAGUUUAAAAAAAAAUUGUGAUUAUGAAUAUAUGUCAGUGUCAAGUAGAACAGUGCAGCAACCCCACAAACCACAGAUACACAUACACAGUAUGAACUUUUUAAACACAGGGCUCUUGUAUUGGAUUGCACACAGGGGGGCUGAACUAGAAUGUGGUUGACCAAAUAAACCAGAGAGAUUACAUGAUUAAAAA